This is a messenger RNA of Rosa rugosa (rugosa rose), 1044 nucleotides long. RefSeq names its product F-box protein SKIP22-like. The transcript has a single exon. Lineage: Eukaryota; Viridiplantae; Streptophyta; Magnoliopsida; Rosales; Rosaceae. Gene Ontology annotation, molecular function: protein binding. The record is from RefSeq and is a predicted model, not a curated record. The coding region runs from base 1 to 1044 and encodes 347 amino acids.
AUGGCGUUUGAACUAGGACAGCGGACACCAAUGGGUGAAGAAGACGAAGAGAGGGCUUGUGAUCCUUUGAAAGACGACAAGUACAAGUACUCCCCAUCUUUAUUGUUGAGGAGAGUACUCACAGAGGAGUUGGCCGCCCAAGACCUUCACAGAAACCACAAAAACAACAAGCUUCUCGUCGCUGCGGUGCAUGCUGUGCUCUUAGACUCCGGUUUCGUUCGCUUUAGUUCGGGUACGUCAGUCCUUGAUGCCCUCUUAGAGUUAGGUUUCACCGAGUUCGGUUCGGUAUCGGGUAUGUCACAUUCCUACACUUUGCCUGAGAUUCUUAUCGAACAAGAUAAUUGUGAUUGUAGUAGUAAUCGGAAGAUGGAAGGAAUUGUUUUGAAGUUUGAGAAUUUAGGUAACUUUUCGUCUGACCAGAAAAGAACAAAACAUGUGGCUCCUCGCAUGGUGAAAGUUAGUGGGUCCUUGAUUAAUUCUGGUUCUAGGUUUGGGCAGAAGCACAAGAAGGUAUGUUUGGAAUUGGAUGAGAAUAAGUUUGCGCCGGCGAUUGAGUUUUUUUGGGGAAACAAUACGAGGAAUACUGUGAAUGAUUUGGGAUUUCGUGAAAGACAAGUUUGUGAGUUUUGGAAAAUCGUCAAGGAUGAGAUUGCACUUCCAUUGCUGAUUGAUCUUUGCGCAGAGGCCGGUUUGCCUGCUCCAUUGUGCCUUAUGAGCCUUCCUCCGGAGCUCAAAAUGAAGAUUUUGGAGGCAAUGCCUGGUGCUGAUCUUGCCAAAGUAGGGGGUGUUUGUAAGGAGCUGCGAGAUCUUGCAAAUGACAAUGAGUUGUGGAAGCACAAGUUAGCCCAGGAGUUUUCUGGUACAAGAGAAGUAGUAGAACUCUGGAAAGUUACUUUUCAUCGACAAUGGGAGACUAAAAAGGAGCAAGCAAAGAAACUAGUGGGAAAAAAGAGAGGACGUGACUCACGUGAGAACGUUUAUUGUUUCGAUUGGCAACCACGUCCUAAAUAUCCUAAAUGGAGUCAUGAACCAUAUUUCUUGUAG